Cryptotermes secundus is the source of this 1348-nucleotide messenger RNA. RefSeq lists its product as uncharacterized. Gene Ontology annotation, biological process: regulation of transcription by RNA polymerase II. The record is from RefSeq and is a predicted model, not a curated record. Lineage: Eukaryota; Metazoa; Arthropoda; Insecta; Blattodea; Kalotermitidae. Gene Ontology annotation, molecular function: DNA binding. Gene Ontology annotation, cellular component: transcription regulator complex; nucleus. The transcript is spliced from 2 exons. The coding region runs from base 349 to 1110 and encodes 253 amino acids.
CGGUGUGUGAGACUAUAGCGUCGAAUAGUGGGAUUUUUCGUGAAUGAUUAAUUUGAUUAAUGAUCUGCGACGACGUGGCCAUCUUGCCUGAACGAGGCGCGAGGGAAAGUCAGUAAAUAGGUCACAGACGGGAAGUAGAACAGCUGUAACGGACGGAAAGGCGAGACCACGCCAAGGGAACUGGAAACCGCAACGCAACCGCAACUUCCGAGAAUUGUUAUCAGAGUUGAACGCGCGGAACACAGUGGAGGAGCGCAAAUUGAGGAAACGACAAGGCAACUCGGCAGGAGACAACAGAGCAAGCCAGUCUUCAUGCAAUUGCUUUGCAGAGUGGUUUCCUAGUGUCAGAUGUUCUAUAACUCGCUUCAGUCGUUCAUUUGUUUCUUCAAGAUGGCACAAAGGGUUGACGAAGCUUCUAAUCUUGUGUUUGUACAGUUGAUUGAGCAAGAGCCCGGUAUAUAUGACAAACGUCACCCAGACUAUGCUAGGCGGGACACAACGGAUUCGGCUUGGGAAAGAAUUUCUCAUGAGACGAAGGAAUCUGUCACAGCUUGUAAGAAGAGAUGGAAACACAUAAGAACAGUAUUCGUCCGCCAUUUGCAUGACGAGACAUCUUCAGGGUCGUCUGCUACCAAAAAGCGUCAAUAUUAUCUUCACGACGCACUGCAGUUCAUGAUUCCUCACAUAACGAAAAACAGGCACCACGAAAGCAAUAUUGCAGCUCCACACACUGAAGAAGGCACAGCAUUCUGUGGAGAAACCGAAGAAGAGGUUAAAGAAGCGUCGGGAAACAUCACACCAUCGAACAGUCCUACCGUGAUACAAGCUUCUUGUCGUCAGAGCAAUCGUGACGAAUGUAAGCAGCCGUUACUUGGCAAACGACGUCGGCUAACCGCCUUGGAUCAGGUUGAUACGAGCUUCAUGAACUACGUGAACCAAGACACGCAGUCGACAAUUCCAGACCCAGAUGCACAAUUUUUACACAGCCUACUCCCAGACAUGAAAUUAAUGACCCCUAAGCAGAAACGUGCUUUUAAAAUUGGAGCUCUGAAUUUAAUGAAUGAGAUACUGGAAGAUGCCGGAAGUGACCAGCAAUCUUCCACGGAUUAAGCGAAACAUCCACUGUUUCUCUCUUCAAGAAGUAAUUGGCACGCAUGACAGAUACUGAUUGUAACUAACAGUGUAAAGCAGUGGUACUGUAUUUUUUUUAGAUAUCUGCAGAAUUUGUAUAUCGAUAAAAAGAUAAACUUUCCUUACGUGAGAGUAAUCAGUAGUCAUUCUUCUGCUGGCACGGCUGUACGAAAUUUUGUAUAUUUUCUUCUAAUUUGAGGUCCUACAACAUCCGCUA